Messenger RNA from Acaulospora colombiana, 1020 nucleotides. The record is from the annotation of a GenBank genome assembly. Lineage: Eukaryota; Fungi; Glomeromycota; Glomeromycetes; Diversisporales; Acaulosporaceae.
GGAGGAGAAGGUGCGGAGGGAGACGAGGAUGAAGACAUGUUUAACAUUAGCGAGGAGAAGGGAGAGGCGGAUGAGGGCAAGAAAAAGGAAGUCAAGUAUCUCAAGUUGGGCGAUAUCGAAGGACAAGAGUUUGACGAUGAAGACGAAGAGGGAGGUCGAAAACGAAAACGCAAGGAGGGUGAAGAGGGUAUGGACGAUGAUGAUGAUGACUCAUCUACCACCUCCGAUGAACCGCUAGACGAAGACGAUGCGAUUCGCCGCUCCAAAGUAGGCCACGGCUACGACAUGACAAAGUUUAACAUGAAGGAAGAGAUGGAAGAGGGCAAGUUUGCCGAAGACGGUACCUAUGUACGCUCCUAUGAUGCGAACGAGGUGCACGACCGGUGGCUCGAGGGGGUGAACGAAAGGGAUAUGAAGGCGGCACGACGAGCCAAGCGACGCGCCGAACGCAAAGAGCGCGAGCGGGAAAAGCAAGAGGCAAAAGAGUUGGGGAUUGAUGGGAGUGACGAGGUUGUUGUGGGUGGCGAGACUACGGAGGGUAAGGAUCCGAAAAUAGCAAUGGAGAUGCAGCUCGUCGCGUUUCUCCGACCAGGCGAGUCUGUGCUCGAAGCGCUCGCCAGACUCGGGCGAGAAAAGAAGAAAAAGGACAAGAAAUCGAAACAAAAGGAGGAUACAACAAACGAUUCCAAGCCCGUACACAAGACGGCGGAUAUCGACAAGCUCACGGCACUCGCUUCGGCAUUGAUGGUCAAUGACCCGGACGUGUACUCGACGACGUACGAAGCGCUCCUCCGAUCUGUACGGCGAUCUGGGACAGUGCCAGAAGCUUGGGCACCGCCCGUGCCCAAAUACGAGUACAAGUGGGCGACAGGAGGGGGCGAGGGCGUGUUUGGCCCGUUUACGGCGCUGGAGAUGCAAGGAUGGUAUGAUGCAUCGUUCUUUGGGCUCGGAGGUGAAAAGAUACACGUACGAAAGGUUGGAGAGGACGAAUGGGGUGAAUGGGAUGAGGUGUUUGUUUAG